AUGCAUCCACUGCCGCCGCCGCCGCCGCGACAGAAGACCCUGUUCUACCUUGAAAGCCUGAAAAAACAAAACACUCCAAUCGUCGCACUCACUGCGUUCGACUACCCAUCAUCGCUUGCGGUGCGUUCAGCGGACGUUGACCUGUGCCUAGUCGGCGACUCUUUGGCGAACGUCGCUCUUGGAUACCCAACGACGCGGCAUGUGUCUCUGCAAGAGAUGAUUUUCGCAUGUCAAGCAGUCCAGCGCGGCCUCGGUUCACCCAUCCUGGCCGCCUCGGCACGCUUCGCCAGUCCCCUUGUGGUGUGUGACCUUCCAUUUGGGACGUUUGAGGUCUCUGUCGAGGAAGGCACGCGCGCUGCUUUGCGCAUCAUUCAAGAAGGCAAAGUGGACGCGAUCAAGAUUGAAGGCGGCGAAGAGAUCUACCCAUUAGUGCGCACCCUGACCAAGUUCGGCAUACCUGUCAUGGGACACGUUGGUCUGCAGCCGCAGAAGGUCUCUUCUACGUCUGGUUAUCGCGUCCAGGGUCGUUUAGCGCGUGAUGCAUUUACGAUCUACAAGCAGGCGUUGGAGCUGCAGGCGGCAGGAGUUUUCAGCCUGGUUCUGGAGUGUGUGCCGAGCAAGUUGGCCCGGUACAUCACAGAGAAUUUAGACAUCCCGACGAUCGGGAUCGGAGCUGGGAGCGGCACGGAUGGACAGGUGCUCGUGCAAAGUGACAUGGUCGGCGAACUUACGUCGCCUGCGCAUGUCUUGGCUGGCCUCGCCGAGGCUGGCAGCAGUGAAAGCAAACAGGACCCGCCGCUAGCAUCAAACGGCAAGCAAGUACCCGUCCCACACCCCAAUGCACCGCGUCCACCCAAAUUCGUCCGCACAUUUACACCGGGCAACUCGACAAUCGGUGCACUGCGGCAAGCAGCCGUUCAAGCUUACACGGAAGCGGUCAGGAGGCGCGACUUUCCUUCGGAAGGUGCCGCCUCAAAUGACCAGGCAGCUGCGGCGGCAAGGGCGGAGGAGGGCCCCGCGCCGACGGGUGAGAGCUACAGGAUGAAGAAAGAAGAGUGGGCGGGAUUCUUAGAGUUGGUUGCGAAAGACCGAUGA
Tilletiaria anomala UBC 951 is the source of this 1095-nucleotide messenger RNA. RefSeq names its product ketopantoate hydroxymethyltransferase. The record is from RefSeq and is a predicted model, not a curated record. The transcript is spliced from 2 exons. NCBI's taxonomy places the organism in Eukaryota, Fungi, Basidiomycota, Exobasidiomycetes, Georgefischeriales, Tilletiariaceae. Gene Ontology annotation, biological process: pantothenate biosynthetic process. Gene Ontology annotation, cellular component: mitochondrion. Gene Ontology annotation, molecular function: magnesium ion binding; 3-methyl-2-oxobutanoate hydroxymethyltransferase activity. The coding region runs from base 1 to 1095 and encodes 364 amino acids.